Molecule: messenger RNA, 1485 nt
Organism: Aureobasidium subglaciale EXF-2481
Lineage: Eukaryota; Fungi; Ascomycota; Dothideomycetes; Dothideales; Saccotheciaceae
Product: glycoside hydrolase family 5 protein
Exons: 2
Coding region: 1-1485 (494 amino acids)
Molecular function (GO): hydrolase activity, hydrolyzing O-glycosyl compounds
Source: RefSeq, a predicted model, not a curated record
AUGCUAUUACCGACCUGGCCUCUGGCUUUGACAGCCGCUGCAGUUGUCCCUCCACUGGUCUCAGCGAUCCCUCAUGGAUCAAGUCCUCCCACCUUGGGUCGGGGCAUCGCUGCCGAUGACUUUGUGUCGGUUGACGGCUACAAACUCAAAGACCGCCAGGGCACUGUCUAUCUCACUGGACUAAACUAUUGGUCUUGCAUGAACCUGGCUGCCGAAGGUCAUGUUGGAGGCAACUACUCGCGCUUUAUCACCGAGCUGGACCAAAUGGCAGCUCAUGGCGUCAAUCAUCUUCGCAUCAUGGCAUCUUCGGAGGGCGCUCCUACCUGGCAGCCUUUCAGAAUGUAUCCAGCUCUCCAGGAAGCUCCAGGUGCCUACAAUGAAGCUGUUUUUGUCGGCUUGGACCGCUGCUUGGCAGAGAUGGGCAAGCGUGGCAUGAGAGCCACCAUGACGCUUGCAAAUGAAUGGCAAUGGAGUGGUGGGUUUGGCCAGUAUGUCUCCUGGGCCACCAACAACAGUCAGAUCCCAUACCCUUCCUCUUGGAACUUGACUGCGGCGCCUCAACGCUCGGAACCUGGCACUGGCUGGGGCAACUAUACUGUCGAAGGCGUGGACGCAGACUCUUAUGGCAACUUUACGGCUUACGCCAAUCGCUUUUACACAAUCCCAAAGGCUCAGGAAUGGUACCAUGCUCACAUUGAGAAGAUCCUCAACCGUGUCAAUACUGUCAACGGACGUGUGUACAAAGAGGACGCUACGGUCAUGACAUGGCAAUUAGCCAAUGAACCUCAGCCUGCCGUCGUACCCACUGAGUCUCUCGGCCCCUACUCUCUUGAACUUCCCGCUGCUCCUGAGGAUGCAAUCAUACCUUGGGUCAAGAACACAAGCACAUUCAUCAAGUCUCUCGCUCCGUCUCAGCUCGUCAACGUUGGCUUCGAAGGCAAGCAGGGAAGAUGGUACUACCAGGCCGUCCACAACUUCAGCAGCGUCGACUACGGCACUACUCAUUGUUGGGUACAAAACUGGGGUGUCUACGAUAUGCUGAACUCUUCUUCUACGAACCUUGAGGCUGCAAAGAGUUUCGCUACCGCUUUCGUCGCAAACAGCAGUGAGUGGAGUAAGGAGAUUGGUAAACCGGUUUUCCUGGAAGAGUUUGGCAUGGCGAGAAACAACUGGGAGAAUGAGGGCAAAGAGUACGCAUAUCUGAGCUCUGCAGGAACCAGCAAUAAGGAUGCAUAUUUCACGACUAUCAUCGGCGCUGUCAUGGACGACUUCAAAUCUGGCAACGGUACCUACAUCGGUAGUUGUCCCUGGGCAUAUGGAGGACUUUAUCGACCCGAGACUCAACAUGCGAAUGCGUUCGGAGAGGUUUGGGCUGGUGACCCGCCGCAUGAGGCGCCUGGUUGGUAUGAUCUCUAUGAUACUGAUGAGGCCAUGAAUAUUGUACAUCGUCAACAGCAGGAUAUCGCUGGAUUCUUGUCGACAUGA